AUGAGCUUCUUCGGCCGUUCCAACAAUCCUCCUCCCCCGCCACAACAGUACAACCGCAUUCCUGAUCGUGGACUCGACAACUCUCUACCUUCAGGCCCGCGUUCAGGUAUGAGACAAUCACCAUCGCGAUCUACUCAAGGAAGUGCCGCGAUGAGUGGGUAUAACGACCCCUCUGGAGCCUUGUUCGAGAGACGGGGAAUUGAUCGUCGACCACCUUCAGGAGGACCGCCGGUAUCAAGACAAGGAGGAAACUCCCAGUUCGAAGUGAAAUCUUGCCCCAGCGAUGUACUGGCACUGACCAACUGCUUGGUGGUGUAUCCUUCCGACUUUUCGCAAGGGCAGCAUGUCCUUGUUAAAGGACAGUUUCCGAUCACAGUCAGACACGAUGAUACUGGAAUGCUGAAGCCAGGCUUCAUUGGCGCGUCUGCCCUCCAAAGACAAUGGAUGGGUCUCUCUGUGGGCGACUUCAUCACCGUUGAACCCCUACCUCCCUCACCACACCCACUCGCACCCUCUUACUUGCAAUCCAUCGACCUUGAAAUGGGCUUUAUGCGUCGAGGGCACGAAAUCGCCGAAACGUUCUCCGCGGACGAAAUGGCCAAGAACUUUCUUCGCGCGUUCAACGAUAUCGUAUUUGCCAUAGAUGAGAUAUUUGUGUUCGAGUACCACGGCCAAAACCUGAAGUGUGUCGUCAAAGCGAUCUCAACGGUAGAGCUAGCAGACGAACAGCGGAAAGGGAUACCUUCGUCGAACCAACGGAGAAACCUAGAUGCAGGGAUACUUAUGGACAAGACCGACGUUACGGUCAUGAAGGCCGGGGAUAGCGCUAUCAAAAUCAAGUCUAGCGCGAAGAAAGCUCCCCCGAACGCCAUCCUGGCUCCCAAUUUUAAAUUCGAGGACAUGGGGAUUGGAGGCUUGGACACCGAGUUCGCCGAGAUCUUCCGUCGCGCUUUCGCGUCGAGAGUUUUCCCUCCGGCCCUUGUUGAGAAGUUGGGAAUCACUCAUGUUAAAGGUCUUCUGCUCCACGGCCCUCCUGGUACGGGGAAGACCUUGAUAGCAAGGCAAAUCGGCAAAAUGCUCAAUGCACGCGAGCCCAAGAUCGUCAAUGGGCCCGAAAUCCUCAGCAAGUACGUCGGUGCGUCAGAAGAGAACAUCCGGAAGCUAUUUGCCGACGCAGAGAAGGAGUCGAAAGAGAAGGGGGACGAGAGCGGACUCCACAUAAUCAUAUUCGAUGAACUGGAUGCUAUAUUCAAGCAGCGUGGUUCAACGAACAACGGCACUGGCGUUGGAGACACGGUGGUCAACCAGCUGCUUUCGAAGAUGGACGGGGUGGAUCAGCUCAACAACAUCCUCAUCAUUGGUAUGACGAACCGAAAGGACAUGAUCGACGAGGCCCUCCUUCGCCCUGGUCGUCUAGAAGUACACAUGGAAAUAUCACUCCCUGACGAGCACGGUCGUCGGCAGAUCCUCAUGAUCCACACCAAUCAGAUGCGUCGCAAUGGCGUAAUGGACACAGACGUGAACCUGGACGAGCUGGCCGCGAUGACAAAGAAUUUCUCUGGUGCUGAAAUAAGUGGUCUGAUCAAGAGCGCGACGAGUUUCGCAUUCCAGCGCCACGUUAAGGUUGGUACGAUGGCAGGGAUUUCGGAUGACGUCGAGAACCUUCGUGUGAAACGACAGGAUUUCCUUGCUGCUCUUGAGGAGGUUCACCCAGCAUUCGGUGUCUCAGAAGAGGAACUGGAGCAGGUCAUCCAGAAUGGAAUUAUCCAUUUCGAUCCGACUAUCGACGAGAUUCUCCAUUCCGGGCAUCUGUUCGUUGAGCAGGUCCGAAGCUCGACUAGUACGUUCGCGAGCAUUCUCUUGCACGGCCCUACCGGGUCUGGGAAAACCGCAUUGGCUGCAUGCAUCGCGCAAAGGUCCGAAUUCCCCUUCAUCAAGCUUAUAUCGCCAGACGCAAUGGUUGGCUUUGGAGAGAGCCAAAAGGUUGCUGCGAUAACAAAGGUGUUCGGCGACAGCUACAAGAGUCCUCUGAGUGUCAUCGUUGUAGAUAAUAUUGAGCGGCUGCUUGACUACGCCCCAAUCGGUCCACGUUACUCCAACGCCGCGCUUCAAGCGCUCUCGGUGUUAUGUGCCAAACGACCGCCUAAGGGCCGUCGUCUGCUUGUUAUCGCGACGACAUCGAAACGAGCUCUCCUCAACGAACUCGACCUUUUCGACAUAUUUACCGCAGACUUAUACGUACCGCCGAUAUCGCGACUGUCGGCGCUGGCUCACGUGCUCGAGGAACUUCAACUGUUCCAGUCGAGCAAUGAACAACAUCAGGCCCUAGGCAAGUUGCGCCAAGCUGGAUUUGCGGAUGAGGAUACGUCGUCGAAGAUGCAUGUUGGGAUCAAGAAGCUUCUCAGUACGAUCGAAAUGGCAAGACAAGAGCCGGAGAACGUUGUUGAUAGAUUGACGGGGGCAUUAUUAGGGAUCGGGAUGUAA
Messenger RNA from Pleurotus ostreatus (oyster mushroom), 2484 nucleotides. RefSeq names its product transport between ER and Golgi ATPase protein (gene SEC18). Lineage: Eukaryota; Fungi; Basidiomycota; Agaricomycetes; Agaricales; Pleurotaceae. The record is from RefSeq and is a predicted model, not a curated record. Bases 1 to 2484 code for a protein of 827 amino acids. Gene Ontology annotation, biological process: intra-Golgi vesicle-mediated transport; Golgi to plasma membrane protein transport; SNARE complex disassembly. The transcript is spliced from 11 exons. Gene Ontology annotation, cellular component: Golgi stack. Gene Ontology annotation, molecular function: ATP hydrolysis activity; ATP binding.